This is a messenger RNA of Bipolaris victoriae FI3, 4146 nucleotides long. RefSeq lists its product as hypothetical. Gene Ontology annotation, biological process: negative regulation of transcription by RNA polymerase II. The transcript has 4 exons. The coding region runs from base 1 to 4146 and encodes 1381 amino acids. Gene Ontology annotation, cellular component: nucleus; transcription repressor complex. Gene Ontology annotation, molecular function: protein binding. The record is from RefSeq and is a predicted model, not a curated record. Lineage: Eukaryota; Fungi; Ascomycota; Dothideomycetes; Pleosporales; Pleosporaceae.
AUGGACGGCCUUUCGGGCGCAGCAAGCGUCAUCGCAGUAAUCGACAUAUCCGCCAAGAUUGCGUCGCUAUGCGUCCAGUACUCUAUGGCCGUAAAGGACGCGAAGGGCGAUAUUGAACGUGUGCAGAGAAAAGUUAGCGACAUCAACCACGUGCUGAAGAAGAUUAAGCAGCUUCUCGACAGCCAGGACAAGACGCGGCUCUCUGCCACCCAAGGGCUACUAGACUCGGUCGAACAAUGCCUGAAUGAGCUGGAAACCCUAGACAUGAAGCUAGAACCGGGAAAGACCCGCAAGACUAUGAGCCGGUUCGGUUUACGUGCGCUUAAAUGGCCGUUUACGAGCAAGCAGGUGGACAAGAUUAUUUCGAGCUUGGAAGGGUACGAACAGACCUUUGGCUUAGCGCUGCAGGUUGAUCAGACGGCUGUUGUAUUCAGCAUAGACCAGAAACUAGACCUAGCUAAACUACCCAUCGCCCAAGGAGCGUCCUACGACUCACAUACGGAGGAACACAAUGCGCGAUGCCUACCAAACACCCGCACCGCACUGCUGCAUGACAUUGCGAAAUGGGCACAAGAUAAGGAUAGCAAGUCUAUAUUCUGGCUUAGCGGCAUGGCUGGCACGGGAAAGUCUACGAUUGCGCGGACGAUUGCCGAAUCAUUUGCCAGGCGCGGCCAGCUAGGAGCAAGCUUCUUCUUCAAGAAAGGUGAGGGCGAACGUGGCAACGCCUCACGGUUCUUUACUACCAUCGCCACGGAUCUAGUCGCGUGCGAGCCAGGGAUGCUGCCUAGCGUUAGGAAGACGCUCGACGAGGACCCAGCUAUAUCACACAAAGCUCUAAAAGACCAGUUCGAGAAGCUUAUUCUACAGCCACUUCUAGGGAUAAAGCAGACUCGCUCGCGGGCCUUGGCGCGAGUUGUCGUGAUCGACGCGCUAGACGAAUGUGAGCGAGAAGCAGACGUUCGGGCGAUCCUUCAGCUGCUCGCUCAGACGAAGGACAUUCGCCAAGUGCCACUACGGAUCGUGGUCACCAGUCGGCCAGAACUCCACAUCCGUCUCGGCUUCAAGGAGAUGCCGAACGGCACAUACCAGGACCUCAUCCUCCACGAAGUACCAAGGAGCACGAUCGAGCAUGACAUCCGUCUGUUCCUAGAGCAUAAGCUUAGUAUGAUACGAAAAGAACGCAUGCUAGCCUCAGACUGGCCAGCCCAACAGCAUAUUCUGGCGCUAGUUGAGUUAGCUGUGCCGUUGUUCAUCUACGCUGCCACUAUAUGUCGGUAUGUUGGCAGUAAAGGAGGCGACCCCGAAGCGUAUCUGAACAAGGUCUUGCAGUAUCCAAAGACAGCUUUUUCACAGCUCGACCGAACCUACCUUCCCGUCCUAGACCAGUUGCUUGUUGAGCAGGAAGAAAGAGAUAGAGAAGAUUGGCUGCGCGUCUUCCGUGAACUCGUAGGUAGCAUAGUCAUCUUAGCAAGUCCACUUCCUGUCGGCCCCCUUGCGCGCCUCCUUCAAGUUCCGAAGAAACAAGUCGAAUGCCGGUUAGAUGCCUUGCACUCCGUUCUUAGUAUUCCUGACAGGGAGGACGUUCCUAUCAGGCUACUGCACCUGUCCUUUCGCGAGUUCCUUCUCGACCCCCAAAAGCAAGCAAAGAGCCCGUUCUGGGUGGAUGAGAAAAGGACACACCAGAAACUUGCAUCUCGCUGCCUUAAGCUUAUGUCUGGAUCUAGCGGCCUACAUCAAGACAUGUGCAACCUUGCAGGGCCUGGAGUGUUGAGGAGCGAGAUAGACAAGCAGAUAGUUGCUACUAGGCUGCCACCCGAUCUACAAUAUGCGUGUCGCUACUGGGUUGAUCAUCUCGUCCAGAGUAGGCAAGAUAUUGUUGAUAGAGACGCAACGCACCUCUUUCUACAGAAGCACCUUCUUCAUUGGUUUGAGGCGAUGAGCCUUAUUAGAGAAUCAAGCAGAUGCGUCAAUUUGCUUAACAGCCUUCAGGCACUUACUAGUCCCUCUUCAGAGCUAGUUUUGGGCUUUCUUCAUGACGCUAAGCGGUUCGUGCUGCGGUUCCAAUCUGUGCUUGCAGAUUCACCGUUGCAGAUCUAUUACUCAGCGCUAGUGUUCGCACCAGAGAAGAGCGUAAUACGACAAACAUUUGUAGACCAAGUUCCAGAAAAGGUUAAGAUGCUAUCUAUGAAAGAAGCCGACUGGGACGCGUGUCGCAGUACGCUCGAGGGCCAUUCAUCAGGUGUUGGCGCAGUGGCCUUCUCGCCAGACGGGCAACUAGUUGCGUCGGCAUCUUAUGACAAGACAGUGCGGCUGUGGGAGGCAGCGACAGGGACGUGUCGUAGCACACUCGAGGGCCAUUCCUCAUAUAUUGAAGCAAUAGCCUUCUCGCCAGAUGGGCAGCUAAUCGCGUCAGCGUCUGACGACAAGACAGUGCGGUUGUGGGAAGCGGCGACAGGGACGUGCCGUAGCACAUUCGCGGGCCAUUCUGAGCGAGUUAGCGCAGUGGCCUUCUCGCCAGAUGGGCAGUUAGUCGCGUCAGCGUCUGACGACAAGACAGUGCGGCUGUGGGAAGCGGCGACAGGGACGUGUCGCAGCACGCUCGAGGGCCAUUCCGAGUUGGUUAGGGCGGUGGCCUUCUCGCCAGAUGGGCAGCUAGUCGCGUCAGCGUCUGACGACAAGACAGUGCGGUUGUGGGAAGCGGCGACAGGGACGUGUCGUAGCACGCUCGAGGGCCAUUCCUCAUAUGUCGGCGCAGUGGCCUUCUCACCAGACGGGCAGCUAGUCGCGUCAGCAUCUUUAGGCAACUCGGUGGCCUUCUCGCCAGACGGGCAGCUAGUCGCGUCGGGAUCUGGCGACAAGCCAGUACGGCUGUGGGAGGCAGCGACGGGGACGUGUCGCAGCACGCUGGAGGGCAUUUCCUCGCCUGUCAACGCUGGAUCCUUCUCGCCAGACCAGAACACAGUACAGCUGUGGGAGGCGGCUACAGGGAGGUAUCGCAGUACGCUCAAGGGCAGUUCAUCGUAUGCCGGCGAUGUGGCCUUCUCGCCAGACGGGCGGCUAGUCACAUUGGCACUUGGGGACACGACAGUGCGGCUAUGGGAGGCGUCAACGGGGACAUGUCGCAGCACGUUCAUGGGCCAUUCCAUGAAUGUCUGGGCGGUGGCCUUCUCGCCAGAUGGGCAGCUAGUCGCAUCAGCGUCUUCUGACAAGACAGUGCGGCUGUGGGAGGCGGCGACAGGGACGUAUAGCAGCAUACUCGAGGGCCAUUUUACAAGUGUUAAGGCGGUAGCCUUCUCGCCAGACGGGCAGCUAGUUGCGUCAGCAUCUUUCGAAGACACAGUACGGCUGUGGGAGGUGGCUAUAGGGACAUGUCGCAGCACGCUCGAGGGCCAUUCUAGGAGUGUCAACGCAGUAGCCUUCUCGCCUGACGGACAGCUAGUUGCGUCAGCAUCUAAAGACAAGACAGCGCGGCUGUGGGAAGCGGCGACAGGGACGUGUCGCAGCACGCUCAAGGGCCAUUCCUCAGAUGUCUGGGCGGUAGCCUUCUCACCAGACGGACAGCUAGUUGCGUCGGCAUCUGAAGACAGGACAGUGCGGCUGUGGGAAGUGGCGACAGGGACGUGUCACAGCACGCUCAAGGGCCAUUCCUCAGAUGUCUGGGCGGUAGCCUUCUCGCCUGACGGGCAGCUAGUUGCGUCGGCAUCUUUUGAUAAGACAGUACGGCUGUGGGAAGCGUCAACGGGGACGUGUCGCAGCACGCUCAAGGGCCAUUCCGAGCGGGUUAGGGCGGUGGCCUUCUCGCCAGAUGGGCAGCUAGUCGCGUCGUCAUCUGAAGACAACACAGUACAGCUGUGGGAAGCGGCGACGGGGACGUGUCGCAGUACGCUAGAUAGCCCUUAUGGCUUCACUUCGUAUAUCAGCUUCUCGCCAGAUAGCCGGGUACUUCACACGUACCGAGGCGAUAUCCCUUUACCUCAAGCUAUAGUUGGCACAUCACUCUUGAAGCCAAGGUCGCAGUGCUCGUAUAUUCGAGUGCAGGAUCAGUGGAUAUUCCGCAACCAACAACGCUUCCUAUGGCUUCCGCCAGAGUGUCGAUCAAGCUUGACUAUAUUGUUAACAGUCUCCCUUAAGGACGACUUCCGCUAG